AUGGCAUCAAUAACCUCCCUCCCUCCCGAAACCCUUCUCCAAAUCUUCAAAGACGAUAGCCUAACCCCCACCGACCUAGCCCAUUGCGCGCAAACAUGCCUUAAAUUUCGCGAUCUCGCUUGUUUACCCGAUUACAAGAUUGAUUACGUAUUCAGAGUAGACCACCCUUCCCAUUCAGGUUGGAGACUUAUUCGAUGUAUUUUACUCAACCCGGCGCUUGGAGAAAGAAUCCAAAGCCUUCGACUCGAAUGGCAUCGUCGUCGACGUCGAGAAAGAGAUACUUGGACUCUUAAAUGGGACUGGACGGAAGAUGAAUUAACCAAAAUCUCGGAGAUUUGUAAGAAAUGGAAUUUAAAUCCAUCUUUAUACCGAGCUAUCGAAAUCGGUUUAAACUCCGAGGCACUUCUUCCGUUGUUAUUCUGCCUCACCACGAAGCUGGAGUCAUUGGACGUUGGUGAUGUGGGUCAUGACAUGAUUUCAGACGAAUACGGUCAUACAGUCUACGAUGCAAUCCGAAUAUACACCCACUGCAUGGGAUCACCACCUCCCGAUAGUUCGCAACCAUCUCCACUAGCUACCGACAAAGUAAGCCUUACAAAGUGGUUCGAAAGCGGAGGAGCAGAAUACGAACCCAGAGGCCGUCUUUGCGAACCACUCUCCAGUAUCCCAUGGAUAUAUACAACCUUCACACCAGGUUCAUGGCUACCGGGACUAUCCAACAUCAAAGAAUUCUCCCAUGGAGGUUCGAACAGUAUCGCUUUGAGAUAUAGACCCAACUAUCUUAACGACUGGCCUAACACGAAUAUACCAACGAUCCUCCAGCUACCGAAUUUAGAAUCCCUCAAGCUUUCUCACAUAAACGCAUUGAUGGGGACACCCAUAUGCGAUGGUCCAAAACCAGUGCAUAAGCUCAAAAGGCUAGAGAUCUUUCACUAUAGGUUCUACAGAACCGACUUUGAAAUUGUUGCGCGUCUCACGGGUGGUUCUUUGGAAAAUGUGGUGUGUAUCUUGUCGGACGAAAACUUCACUCCGUGGGAUAUGCCCCCCGAUCAAAAGAUCGCGGUAAUAACCGACUAUUUUGAGGAAAAUAGCAAGGACACAUUGGCUAGGGAUAAAAUAUCUGUUGUUAGGAGUUUUAAAGGAUUCUUUGAUGAUUUUGAGUUCAAGGGUAGGGAGAAUAUGCUUUUGUUAAGUGAAGUACACAGAAGUAGUCCUGAUGAAUAUGGUAAUAUUUAUCUUUUUGAGGCGAGCGACCAAGAGAGAGAGGAGUAUUUUGAAGAUGAGAUUUCGGAGGAUAGUUAG
This is a messenger RNA of Orbilia oligospora ATCC 24927, 1302 nucleotides long. RefSeq lists its product as uncharacterized. Gene Ontology annotation, molecular function: protein binding. Bases 1 to 1302 code for a protein of 433 amino acids. The transcript has a single exon. NCBI's taxonomy places the organism in Eukaryota, Fungi, Ascomycota, Orbiliomycetes, Orbiliales, Orbiliaceae. The record is from RefSeq and is a predicted model, not a curated record.